This is a messenger RNA of Penicillium malachiteum, 1005 nucleotides long. RefSeq lists its product as uncharacterized. NCBI's taxonomy places the organism in Eukaryota, Fungi, Ascomycota, Eurotiomycetes, Eurotiales, Aspergillaceae. The coding region runs from base 1 to 1005 and encodes 334 amino acids. The record is from RefSeq and is a predicted model, not a curated record. The transcript has 3 exons.
AUGGAAAAUAAAUCCGUGGAUGAUUCGCAUGAUGCAGAUGUUGAUGUCGACGCUGAUCAAAGUGAUAGUGAUCAAAGUGACGAUGAUCAAAGUGUUGGCGAGCCUAUUGAAGAGGACCCCCCCCCUACCCCCCCCGACACCUAUCUAUCCAUGGACGAUCUUUCGGGUAUGCCUAAAGCGUACGAAAAAUGCGACACUUUCUUUACUCUCUUAAACCAGACAAUAAGGGGCGCAAAUCAGGAACACAAUGUGUUAAGUAUUGACGAUGGAACAAUCCCGGCACAAUCGUAUAGUGCGUUUUGCUCAAGCUAUAUCGCGAUGAUGAGAAAAGCAAAGGAAGAGAAAGACACGGAUGCAGGAUGGCGAGCCUUCCAUACCACCUACGAUAUAUUGAAGGCUUUCAACGAAAGACAUCAUCUUCCAAAGAAAUGGAAUAUUGAUAGACACAAAGCUCACGAGAAGAUAGGCACUGACGAUCCCCGGGGAGAUGAAAUGUAUGAUUCAGCUCCUGAAGACGACAAUGAAAAUGAGCCACAAGCUGAAGUGGAGCCAGAAGCCGAAUCCAAAAUUGACGACUCAGAUGAAAGGCUCUUCUCACGUUCGGUACACACCGAGCUUGACAAUAUAGAUGCAAGGGCGGUGAAGAAAAGACCAUUGAACUUUGGAGAGGUUAUCUAUUGGUGGCGUGUUGGAACUGGCACUCAGGUUCUUGUUCAACAUGGAGAUGAUUCCUGUCCCAUAUUCCGUAUACGCGCAGGGUCUUAUCAGCUUUAUGACAAACGCGUUACUGAGCAAGUCUUAUCGUCACAAUCUCGAGGUAAUGCAAAGUUUAUUGCUACCGCGGAAGACGGUACUAAGACAGAAGCUUGGAGAUACCGCAAGAGCGAUGUUCGAUCUAUACUAGGGAUUGGAUUCAAAAUUGAAGACGACAAGGAGUACGGAAUCAAUUCAAAGCUCGCCAUUAAGCCAGGCUAUGGGGGAGAGUCCUACCACAGACACGUCUAA